Molecule: messenger RNA, 918 nt
Organism: Cylindrotheca closterium
Lineage: Eukaryota; Bacillariophyta; Bacillariophyceae; Bacillariales; Bacillariaceae
Source: the annotation of a GenBank genome assembly
AUGGCUUCUUUCCAGGAACGUUUCAAAGCAGCACUUGGCCCAAGAGGGUAUGAAUCCUCUAUGCGAAGAAGUGUGCAGAGUGUCAUCUUGUACGAAGCCCGAAGAUGUAUUUCAAAGCAACUCCCCUCGCUUCGUCCUUUCCAAAGACGCAUUGCCUUCUGGGACCAAGCCGUUGCCUUGAUCAAACAGUCAAAUUUGCUGCCUCACCACCGCGAAGAAAUCAUGUGGAGAACAGGAACAAGUAGAGCACUGAUGGACCCAGAAACCGCUUGGAAGCGGAUGAAGAUCAUCGAAAAGGAGCUUGAAAAGUUGAUCAAUGAGAAAGUGAAGCCGUGCUACAAAGAGGGAAUCACGCACGACGAGUUGUGCAAAGCGUUCAUCCAAAGAGUCUUUCAAAAUCAGACUGGUCAGGCCGGAAAGCAAUGUCCAGAUAACUGGGAACACGCCCACAACAACGUCAUCAUGACGUUCAGGAUGUACUACGACGGUCUGCAUUUGGAUCCAACACUUCCAGAACCUGCCCCAGUGGUAGAAAUCAACGUACCACACGAAAAGCCUGCUCCCAUUGACGCGGCUGCUGUCAUGCGGAGUCCUGCAUCAGUCCGCUACAGUGCCACGAACCCUGCUGCGGCAUCAGCACCUACUGUCGCAACAAGACCACCGCAAGUAGUAGCAGCAGCAGCAGCAGCAGCAGUAGUAGCACCUCCCAGCGCAUACGUUGCUUCAUUAGAAGAGAGUCCCGAGGACCGGCUUCAGGUGCUUCGUGAAGUCAAGGAGUAUAUGGAGGUCUUGGAGAAAUUUGAGGGUGUCAUUCACGAUGACUUCUUGGCAAAGCGGAAACGGGAGCUGUUUGAAGCUUUGCCCUCCAUUCCACCAUCAUCAGCAGCGAGGACACGAAAGAGGCAACGACUAGCCUAG